Molecule: messenger RNA, 549 nt
Organism: Funneliformis geosporum
Lineage: Eukaryota; Fungi; Glomeromycota; Glomeromycetes; Glomerales; Glomeraceae
Source: the annotation of a GenBank genome assembly
AUGGCGGACCACCAUCAUCCCGAAAACAAUGGUAACCCUCUAUCAACACCUUUUGACGAAGAACACACCCAAUAUCAGAAUGGAAAUAUCUCUGCUGAUAUUAAUAACAACAAUGAUUUAGUUUAUCAAAGAUUACACACAGACUUUGGCGGUGGUGCUGAUAUAUACACAAGAAUGCAUCCUGAUGUUUACCCUCACCAUGAUAAUCAAUACAAUGUAAGUUCUUACUCGCAACCGCCAAAUGAGAUCGUGGAUCGCGAAGUUGUCAUUGAAGAAAGUCCAAACCAAAGAUAUGCUAAGUUGAAUACAAUUUUAGGAAAGGGCGCUUAUAAAGUUGUAUAUAAAGCUAUAGAUCGUGAAGAAGGUUAUGAAGUCGCGUGGAACUGCUUUCAAACCACAAGAGCAGAAUUCAAUGACUUGAGCCAAGAAAUUAAAAUAUUAAAACAAGUUCGACAUCCUAAUAUUAUUAAUUUUCAUGAUUGUUGGUACAAAGAUGCUGAGUUUAUUUUUGUUACAGAAUUAAUGACUUCAGGGACGUUGCGGGAGUGA